AUGGGACAGAAACAAUUUAAAGACUUUGUACAGCAAAGGUGGACUGGACCACUUCAACAGCAACCAAAUAACGAGCAAGGGGAGACCAAGGUUCAAUUUACGGAUACAAUGCACAAGAACAAUGCUAUUACUUUCGAUUCGUUGUAUCAAGUCGCCGAAGGGGGCAAAAAGAAAGAAAAGAACACGAUGUUACGGGCUGACAGGAGUGUUUUACAGCGUCUUAUCGUUGCUUACGGAGCUGGUCGAGAAGUAGAUUUACAUAAUGUUUUGUCGCAUCAGCUAAUGUCCGUACCCAUAUCAUUAGCGGAAACGAAUGGUAAACUUAGAACUGGCCAGAAAGCAGCGCUGGCUGAUGUUCUCACCAGGGGAAUUGAAUGUCCGAGUGCUAUAGAUUUGCAAGGAAGUGGAUGUUUACUGAUUGACGGCAUGACCUUCGGAGCCUAUGAAGAUAGAUUCGAAGAUGCCGUAUUGGUAGCAGGUUCGCGGUAUUAG
This is a messenger RNA of Paramuricea clavata, 492 nucleotides long. The record is from the annotation of a GenBank genome assembly. NCBI's taxonomy places the organism in Eukaryota, Metazoa, Cnidaria, Anthozoa, Malacalcyonacea, Plexauridae.